AACUGCAUAUUCUUCGCGGGAGAGUGUUGUGUGCUUUAUAUUAUUUACCUCCACCGGUGAAAUUAUAAAUUUUCGUAUGUUUAGUUCUAAGAUGUUGUUAUCAAGUAAUGUGGUGUUAAGUAAAUAUCUUAGACUAUGAAUAAUCAAGCUACUCCUAGAAAUGUCCAUCAUUGGUUUGAAGAUACAAUGACUUGGUUUUCUAGUUCUGCUAUGGAUCUACAAACUUUUGUAAUAUGUGGUGGUGUCUUUGUAUUCUCUGCACUGGUUGUGUAUUUAAUUUCAGUUUUUGGUAUGCGAGAGCGUACGUAUGAAGAGGCUAUGGAAGAACAAAGGCGCCGAAAUCAAGAAGCUGUUCAUCAUACUAAAUCUGAUAAAAACAAGAAGGAGAAGAAAUUUAAAAAAUGGGGGAAAAGAAAAGAAAAGGUAGAUGAAGAUAAGAAUCAUAGUUGUGAUGGUGAAAAUAAAGCAAUCUCUGAAGAUAUUGAUUCUAAAGGUGAAGCAGAUGUAAAUUCUUCUUCUAGUCAGACUGUUGAAUCCAAGGGAUCAUCUGUAAAAAAGAGAGUUCGUCAACGCAAGGCAAUUGUUUUGGAAAAAGAAGAAGAUGCGUCUCAGCCUAUUUCUUCAUCAGAUGAUACCGAUGAUUUGCCUUCACUUUGCAGCUCACCAGUUACUAAGCAGCCCAUGGAAGAGCAUCUAAAAACUACCACAUCAGAUAAGAGCAUUGAUGUCAAGGAGGACUUCAAAAAUGAUAACUUAGAAAUGGGCAUUGAACUUCAAAAUAAUUUUAAAGAAAAAGUUGAGAUUUCAGAAUCCGUGAAACCUUCUCGAAAAUCGCCAACAAAAAAGACUAAGAAAGUUAAAUCUGAACACUUAGAAUUUGCUACUGAAUUUCGAGAAGGAAAUGAAAGUCGGAUAUUGACCAUGAUAAAGACCACUUCCCUCUCUGAGGAUGAAAUCCAAGCUAUAUUGGAUGCAUUAGGAGCAAAGCAGAAGUUCAAUGAGAAGAAGAAAAGUGAAAUAUCAGCAUUAAAAAAAGUAAUUCAAGAAAAAGAAGAUGCCUUAAGAAAUGAGCAAAAGUUGUUACAAUCUGCAAAUGAACGCAUCAAUGAGUUGAUUCAAGAAUUAAGUGAUGAAAAAUCGCAAGCUUCUGCCACUGAAAAAUCGCUGAGGGAUGCCCUGAACCAGGAGCAACAAGAGAUCAAAGCAUUGCAUGGCAUGAUGCAACGUAAGCGAGAACAAUAUGGAUCUGAAAUUUCAUCUCUUCAAUCUAAGAUGCAGCAGAUGAAAAAUAAAAUGAAAGAAGAACAUUCUAUAGCACUUCAAAGAUUACAAGAUGAAAACAAUCAGCUUCAGUCCUUGAACAGGAUGGAAUCAGAAAAACAGCAGAGAGGCACAAUGGAAAUAUCUCGCCUUCAGCAUGAAGUGGAUCAGCUUCGAUCAUCUCGGGAUAAAUUUGAAUCUCACCAAGCUGCUGUGCAGGAAGAUCUUCGUAGACAGAUCCAGCAAUUAGAAAAGCAUAUUGAGCAACUUAUAAGUUCACAUCAAGAAGAAGAAUACAGCUAUAAGCAGAGAAUUAAUGAAAUGAGCAAUAAAAUUCAGCAAACAGAAAAUGCACGCUCUUCAUUGGUUCAGGAGUUGCAAAAUGCACAGUCAGUAUGCAGUACUCUGGAAGCUGAUAAUUCAACUCUAAGGCAGCGAUUGGAUGAAGCUAAACAUCAGUUAAAGAAUUCUGAACAGGAAUUACUGCAGCUGCAGAGUAGAUUGGAGGAAUCAAACAGACAACAAAGAGAUUUAGCCAAUUGCCUUGAGAAAAUGAGAGAUGAAGUCAUGGAUUUGUCCAAUUUUAAACGAGAGCAGCUACAAAUUAUCCAGACACUUAAACAAGAAAAUGAAGUUCUAGUCUCUCAAGUUAACCAGAAAUUGCCAGAAAGUUCUGAGCAUCAACAGCAAAAUGGUGAUUUUAAUGAUAAGUCCAAGCUUAUAGAAAUUGAGGAACAUGAGGCUAUAAUACAAGAAAAAGAAAAUAUGCUGCAUCGACUUUUGCAAGAAUUAGAACACUGUAAGUGUGAAAUUGUUUCAUUGUCAAAUGAAUUGGAAAAUCAAAGGAAAAUGAAUAAGGAAUUAAAUAACAAAAAUAAAGAACUGGUUGAACAAUUGAAGCAGUCUGAAGCAAAGUUUGAAGAAAUUGUGAAAAAAUGUGAUAUUAAAGUUCAAGAAGCUCAGAUAAAAAUGGAUAAAGAUUUCCAAAACAGAUUAAAUAAACAAAUAAAGGAAGUUGAACAGGCUUUGCGGCAGAGUUUUGAAAAAGAAUUGGAAAAUAUUCAAAAAGAUGCUGAAAAUAUUAAAAAGGAUGCUGAUGAAAGACUAAUGAAAUCUGAAUCUGAAGCUAAUAUCAGAUUAGAAGAGUUUCAAGAAAGUUUAUAUGAUAGAUUGAAUCAAAUAAAUUCUGAAGCAGAAAAAAAAGUAAAUGAUGCAAUAAAAGAAAAAGAGAGAAUGGAAAAUGAACUACAAAAUUUACAUUCUUCUAUAAAGAUUUUUCUGCAAAGGAUUUUUCCUAAUUUAAAUGUCCCUGAAAGCAUGGAAAAUAAGGUUAUGUUGACAAAAUAUGAGACAGAAAUUAGAUGUUUCAUAGAAGAACUAAAAGGUGACAAAUCUCAUGAUUCAAAAGAUGUGGAAAACCUGAUGAAGAAAUUAGAUGUGGCUGCUCAAGAAAAAGUCAAUCUGGAAUCUCAAAUUAGAAUUUAUGAAAGUGUCUUAGCAGAAACAGAAAGUAUACUAAAAAAUCUUCAAAAUAACAUUGAAAAUGAAGAAAAGAGAUGGAAACUUGAGUUGCAUUGUAAAGAUGAAACUCUCAAAGAAGUUCUUAGUGAGAACGAAGAAUUAAAAUCUGAAAACAAAAAUCUUAGAACAAAUCUUGAACAACUUCAAGGUUUGAGAGAGGCUCUUUAUGAAAUUGAAGAAUUGAGAGUUAAAUUGCAGAAAGAAGAGUCUGAAAAGAAAAUGCUUCUUGAAAAAAUUGGCAAUCUGCAGGAUUCUACAAACACUUCUUCAAUACCACUUCCUGAAAAUAAUAUAUUACAAUUUCCCCAGUCUAAUAUUUUACCUACUAAAUCAGAGAAAAGAAAGAAGUCUCGGAAAAGGGGAGCAUCUGGCAAGAAAUAAGUUAACAUCAACUUUGCAUUCCCUCCACAAGAUAUAAAACUGUAAAAAGAAAAAAUAGUUUAGAGUGCUUAGUUGAAGAUUGGAUGAAUCUUGGAAAACUUGCAUUUGUAAAUGAAUGCUAGUUAUACUAGUAUUUAAAAAGUAUAUUCUAAGUACAUAAAUAAGUGCUUGUAUUCUGCAGCUCAUGUAAGACCCAUUUUUUAUAGCAUUUUUAUUUCCACAGCUAUGCAAGCCUUUGUGCUGGCUACAUAUGCAUAUAUAGAUUCAUACAUUGUAUUGUUACAUUGAUAGAAUAUAUGAAUAGACUAUAAUGAUUCCUCUUCUCUGUUUUUUCUUCAUAACUUAAGAUUUUAUAGAAAUGUAAUGAAUUCUACAGUUUGACUGCAUGAAAUUAUUUUUCAAUCAUCCAUUCUGUAUUGUUUUUUGCAAAAAGAUAGAUUAACUCUCAAGAAACCAGUAUAGUGGAAAUUUAAAUGUUUUUUUUCCAGUGUUAUUGAACAUGACUUCUUAUUCUUUUUCCUCUCUCCGUAUGGGUGAAAAAGUUUUCAUAAUGCCAUUUCCAUCCAAUAUAUAUAUA
Argiope bruennichi is the source of this 3739-nucleotide messenger RNA. Its product is annotated as kinectin-like. The transcript has 17 exons. Bases 136 to 3162 code for a protein of 1008 amino acids. Gene Ontology annotation, cellular component: endoplasmic reticulum membrane. The record is from RefSeq and is a predicted model, not a curated record. NCBI's taxonomy places the organism in Eukaryota, Metazoa, Arthropoda, Arachnida, Araneae, Araneidae.